UGGCCAGCGAGCCCCUCGCCCUGGCUGUGUCCCAGGGCAGCCCCAAGCCAUGGGCUGGGUGUUACUGGGGAGAGACAAAUCCCCCUGCUGCCUCUUCUCCCCCAGCCCCACGUUUCCACCCUGGGCAGUGGGGUGGAGGAGGAGCACCCCUGGGCUCAGAGAUGCUGCCUGGCUCCUUCCCGCAGGCAUGGGAUGUUCCGUGGGGGGUUUGCUGGGACCCUCUGCAGAGCAGCCGUGUCCUGACAAAGCCUGGGGUUUGGUAGCCCCGUCUGCCCUGUGCUCUCCAGUGUGGAAACGGAGGAUUGAUUUGGAUUGAUUUGGAUCCCCUCUUCUCCCCUCUCUGCUGCCAGAGACACAAGGUUCCCUAGAAGAUGGGCGACUGGGGGUUCCUGGAGAAGCUGCUGGACCAAGUCCAGGAGCACUCGACUGUGAUCGGGAAGAUCUGGCUCACCGUGCUCUUCAUCUUCCGCAUCCUCAUCCUGGGCUUGGCCGGGGAGUCCGUCUGGGGGGACGAGCAGUCGGAUUUCGUGUGUAACACCAAGCAGCCGGGCUGCACCAACGUUUGCUACGAUAAAGCCUUCCCCAUCUCCCACAUCCGCUACUGGGUGCUCCAGUUCCUCUUUGUCAGCACCCCGACUCUGAUUUACCUUGGCCACGUUGUCUAUCUCUCUCGGAAGGAGGAGAAGCUGAAGCAACGGGAGAGUGAGCUUCGGGCUAUCCACAGCAAGGACCCCAAGAUCGAGCAGGCCCUGGCAGCUGUGGAGAAGAAGAUGUCCAAGAUCUACGUGACAGAGGACGGGCGGCUCAAGAUCCGCGGGGCGCUGAUGUGGACGUACAUCAUGAGUGUGAUCUGCAAGAGCAUCUUUGAGGCUGGCUUCCUCGUUGGGCAGUGGUACCUGUACGGCUUCUCCAUGGUGCCCCGCUACGUGUGCAAGAGGGACCCCUGCCCCCAUCAGGUGGACUGCUUCAUCUCCCGCCCCACCGAGAAGAGCAUCUUCAUCAUCUUCAUGCUGGUGAUGGGACUGAUCUCCUUAGUCCUGAACCUCCUGGAGCUCUUCCACCUCUGCUGCAAGAACCUGCUCAGCAACAUCAAGAAGGUGUCGGUGCCGACUGGCCCAACCCGGGACACCUUUGCCGACGACAUGGCCUCGGGUCCCUACGCACCCAAGCACUACCCCUUCCUGCCCAUGGCCGAGAGCCACACGCCGCCCUACCAGACCUACAACAAGCUCUCCAGUGAGAACUGGGCCAACUUCCACAACGAGGAGAACCUGGCGCUGGGCAGCGGGAACAGGCCCCUCUCGGACCCCUACGCCCCCAGGACUGCCGAAGCCCCCGCCCCGGAGGAGAAGCUGUGCAGCCGGCCUGGGAGCUCAGCCUCCAAAAAGCAAUAUGUCUAGUGCCGGGCUGGCCCCGGCCGGCCGGGGGGGGACCUUCCUCGGCCCCUCCUGCCCCUGAAGGUGCUGGCCAUGGGCAGUGGCUGCCUCCUCCUGCCCGGUGCUGUGCCUUAUGGAUGCAGAGACCCGCCUGCCCCCGGGAGGUGAUGCUCGGGCGCGGGGCUGAGCGGAGCCUCCGCUCUCUCUCCUGUUUUCCCCACAGGCCCUGCAAGGAAGGAAACUGCAGAAAGUUCCCCGGGACGGCGUGUCCCGCGUGCCUCGCCGUGGGAAAGGGAGAAAUCCCUGGGGCCAUGUAACUGGGAACAGGCUGUCCCCAGGGCUGUGGCGAGAGGCUUCCUGUCCCUUGGGAGCCACGGCUCGGCUGGAUCCCGGGGCUUGUUGGAGCCCCCCCGGGCGUGAGACUGGGCAUGUGGCCGUGGGAAGCCGCUCGCCUCCGCACGGAGCGGGCUGAGCCUGGGGGGGAGCUGGGCUGGGGGGGAGCAGCGCUGUCUGACGGGUCCUGGCCACCAGCCCCGUCCUGUUCCUGUGACCCCGGCAGGGAGCCAGCGGGGCCAGCACCUCCUGCCCUUUGGUUUGCUGCAGGAGCUGCCCCUUCCCCACGGAGCACGGGGGGGAGUCGAGCCACCGGCAGGUCUCUGUGGUGACCGGGUGAUGCCGAUGGCUGCGGGGUCACCGCUCGGGUGCCCCGGGAGUGUGAGCUCCCCCCCUGCCCCGCCUCCCGGCCCUUUCCCAUGUGAUGUGUGUCUCUUAAGUUAUUUUUAACCUGCUGGCCUGAGCACAGAGCUUUCUGCCUUAAAGGUGCCAUUGUGGGGGGAUCUGGGGAGUCGUGUCCAGCCUGGCCAUGCCCCCUUGAGCCCUGUGAUUUUUUUCGGGAAAGAAUUAGCCUCAGAACUGCUGGUUGGGGGGGGGUUAAUGGUUUUACUACUUUGCACUAGUCACCUCCUGCUGUGGGCUGGGGGGACACCAAAGAACCAACCGCUGCUGUGAGAGCGGUUGCCCUGACAUCCCCAGCCCCCCUGUGCUGUGAAAGGGGAAGGUCUUGUUGUGCCUGAGGGGCUGUGGGUCCUGCGUGACCCAGGCACGAGUGUGGGACGCAGACAUUGCUCCUCAAUGCUGUUCCCUUUCCCCCCGGCAGACUCAGUGUUGCAUCUUGUUGAAUAAAGUUGGA
Molecule: messenger RNA, 2565 nt
Organism: Calidris pugnax (ruff)
Lineage: Eukaryota; Metazoa; Chordata; Aves; Charadriiformes; Scolopacidae
Gene: GJA4
Product: gap junction protein alpha 4
Exons: 1
Coding region: 372-1400 (342 amino acids)
Biological process (GO): cell communication
Cellular component (GO): connexin complex
Source: RefSeq, a predicted model, not a curated record